UCAUAGGAAAUGGAUCGUUUAUAGCACUGGGUGAGUUUUUCCCCUUGUACAAAUAUAUUUCCUAUGAAGUCCCAGCAGAUUUUGAUGCUUGAGAGGUUAGUAAAUUUUCUUUAAAAAAAUAAAGUGUAGGAAACCAAGACAAGUAAACUAAAUAACGUUAUGGUACGAUAAAGUUUUUCUGUUCUUAUUUCCUUUUAUUUCUAACCAAAAGCUGGCUUCUGAGCCUCACUGGGAUUCAUGGGGACAAAACUCAUUUUGCUUGGUGAUACUAAUAGGCAAGUGAUGUGGUGUAGAUAGGGGUAAUGCAGGCAGUUUGGGGUUACCCAGCCUUUCCUGAAGGGUGGGGAGUUGUCUAGGUAAAUGGGGAUUUUAAGCUACAAGAAGGUUGGUAUGUAGGUUGGGAAUGUGGUGGGCUGGCUAGAGAGACGCCAGAACAAGGUGUCAGGUUAGUGUUAGAUAUAUGAGUGUAAUGAGCCAUUGAGCAUUUCCAAAUGGUGAUCCCUCAGAUUUCGGUCUUGCUGUUGGGACUGAAUCUUAAGGGAAGGGUACUGGGAAGGUCAAAGGUGGUACCAGGUUUGGCAGUAUUCCUCACCUUGACGGUGGUCCAAACCAAGAGGCAGUAGUGCCACCAUUUAGUAGGCCUUCAUGGUUUGGGCUAGAAGGAAAGUAAGAAAGCCAAAUGUGCUAACAGUUUCUGGUUUGUACUUUUGGCUCAUUGUGGAAGAAGAGAGCUGGAACAAGGUUACUCCGGGGAUAUGAGUUUUAAGGCACCACACAGAUUUCCCAGUUUGGUAGAUAAUGGGUGCUGACAACGUGCGUUCAGGUCCUGGCUCUGCUGCUGAAAAGCUGUGUGGUUUAAGCAUGUUCCUAUCUUCAAGCCUGGUUGCCUCCUAUGUGGUGUACUUUUGUGGAGUAGGGAAGUAAAUCAUGAUUGGACAGCCCAGUGACUGGUUCAUAGCAGGAUCCGGGAUAGUUGUGACAGCUCCUAAAGACAGAUUUGGGGUUCAUGGGUAUGUAAGCAGUCAGUCAAGAUUGCCCAGGGACAGAAACAAAGAUUGGGAAGGAGUGAUCAGAGGUGGGAAACCAGGAGGUGGACAUGGAAGCCACGGAAAGUAUAUUGGUUAUUGUCAAGGUGUGAGGGAUAGAGGGCAGUGAGGCAAGAAGUGUUACAUGGAGCUUGGAGGUUUUAAUUUUGUAAAGGAGUGAUGGGCAUGUUUGGAUGCUUCUGGAAAAGCAACUAAUUGGAGGAAAGGAAUUCCGUUUUUGAGGAAAGAGGACAGAAUGGAGCCUAGAGAAAAGGAGGGAUUGAUAAUGUUUGCAUGAGGAGGAAAAAGAAGGGUUUAGAAGCUUAAUUUAUAGUUGGGCUGUGAGAAAAUCACUCAAUGGCUUGUUACACUCAUGAAUCUAACACCAACCUGCCACCUUGUUCUGGUGUCUCUCCAAGCCAGUCCACAUUCCCAACCUUCAUACCAGCCUUCUUAUAUCAGAGGUCUCUGAUCUCUGAAUUUCUCCAGUUAGAAAACAAGGUCACAUGCUGAGAAAGGGGGAUGAGGGAAUGUAGAUUUGCAGAGAAUGCAGGUUUGAAAUUGCUCGUGGAGGAGAGGGGAGAGUGCUGCUGUCAGAUUGCCAUUGAUCUGGAAGGCCCUUAACCAAUCCGUGUGCAGUCUGUGCUCAGAGGAUGAGAAAGCUUCAGGGUGGAAGCUGCGUUUACGCUGCACCUAGUCAGUACUGCAAUAUGGAACAGCAGAAAUUGGAAAUUCCAGUCUAGGGGACCUACAGGAAAGUGACCCAAAAGGAGUAGGAAAUACAAUAGGUAGGGCCAGAGAAUAAAGAUUUUUGAGCUAGGUUGGAGUCCUCAGGAAAAUCCAUCUGGCAGCAUAGUCUAGAUUGGGGGUGGAAGAGAUCAGGAAGUUGUUAAAAUACACAGGUACAAAUAAGAUGCAAAGGCAUGUAAUAGUCCACUCUGAUUAUAGAAGACUGCACACUUGUCCAGUGUGGGGAGAAUGGCAUUAGGAGAGAAUACUGGUUUCAGAGUCAGAGUUAAGCUUCAAUCCUGUCAUGCAGCCCUAGCUCAUUCUUGUACUUAACAUAAGCCUCAUCUAAAGAACAGGGAUCCUGAUCUGCCUUACCUUGUGGCAAGGAUCAAAUUGGAUGGAGUGAGGACAAAGUCCAAAUCCCCAACACCUAACAGUUCUUUUCACACAUUAGAUAUUCUGGGUUGAAUUAUGUUGAGGUAAACUUGUCCUCUAGGCAAAAUUAGGCUGUUGGGUAGUGUGCUUUUCAGAGAGCCUCUGUCCCUUCAGCAGCCUCCAAUUUCCAGGUAAUCAGUAUCUCCCAAUUGUGACACCCCACAAGAAUUUGUCUUGAAUUCCAUUUUCUCUACUUCACAUGUUUCUUUACCCCUCAUCUGUUGGUAUCUUGGUACCUAAGUUAUUAAAGUUACCUCUAGGUCUGUCAGCUAGCUGAUUUUUUUUUAUCCAGAAUAAAUCAAAUAAAUCUACAUUGUAAUCAAAUAUUGGAGUUGAGAUUAAAGGGCCCCUUGAUUAUCUCUACUACAAUUAUGGUAUCUUGCAAAGGAAACCACUGUGUAUUCCUUGCAGACAUUUUUCAUGCAUUUACAAUAGACCUAGAGUUUGCUUGUUUUAAACACAAAUCUUACAUUGUGCGUAAUCUGCAACUUAUUUCUUAUAAUACAUCUGGAGAUCUUACCUAGUCAGCCCCCAUCAAUCUACCUAAUUAUCUUAUGCAUAAUAAUCCCUAGUGUGAAUGUUCGAGUGACCUGUUGAAGUUCAUUGUGGAGGUUUGUUUGAACUCUAUUGAUAGACUUCAAGGAUAGUGCCAAUUUUCUUCUGUCAUAAACAGUACUUCUCCGAAUAUCCUUGCACAUUCCUCCUUCUGUACGAGUCAUUGUUUGAGGCACAUUACCAGUCAGUGCACUUGCUGGGUUGAAGAUUGCGUGUGUUUUUAAUCACUCCUUUGGUAGUGGUAGAUUCUACCAAUCUAGUAACCUUGCUCUAUCAGUUUACUUCUAUCAGCACUGAAUGAGGACAUUCCUGCCUCACAAUCAUGAACUCCUUUUAUCUUACAUUUCUGCCAAUCCAAUGUGAGAAAAGUAGUAUGUUAUUUUAAUUUGCACUUUCCUGGUCCAAUAUAACACUGAUUAUCCUAGCUUUACAUUCUGUUUAGCCAUUAAGGCAGGUCAUUAGAGUUAUCUUAAAUUUUUUUCCUUUGGGGGGCGCCUGGGUGGCUCAGUUGGUUAAGCAACUGCCUUCGGCUCAGGUCAUGAUCCUGGAGUCCCUGGAUUGAGUCCCGCAUCGGGCUCCCUGCUCGGCAGGGAGUCUGCUUCUCCCUCUGACCCUCCCCCCCCCCCCAUGUGCUUUCUCUCUCUCUCAUUCUCUCUCUCAAAUAAAUAAAAUCUUAAAAAAAAAGAAUUUUUUUUUCCUUUGGUAAACUUACACAUUUUCAGUUUCAGAUAAAUUUUAUCUUUUUUUAAAAGAUUUAUCCAUUUUAGAGGGAGAGCGUGCGUGCGAGUGGGGUGAGGGGCAGAGGGAAAAUUUCAAGCAGACUCCCUGUUGAGUGCAGAGCCACUGCAGGGCUCGGUCCCAUGACUCAUGAGAUCAUGACCUGAGCCAAAAUCAAGAGUUGGAAGCUCAACCCACCGAGCCACCCAGAUGCCCCUCACUUUCAGAUAAAUUGCUUGUCGAGUUACUUAAGUCCUAUUGGGAUUUUAGGAUUGCAUUGCAUUUAUAGAUCUGUUGGGCGUGGGGGCAUGCCACAUCUUUGCAAUACUGACUUCCAUCCAAGAACAUGGUAUAUCUCCAAUUACUCAGGUCUUAUAUGCUUUUCAGAAUUUGUAUAUAUCUCAGUUUUUCCUUGUAAUUUUGAACUAGAGCCUUUCUAAAUUGGGCAUUAAUGUAUAUAAAAGGGCUAUGAAUUUUUUAUGUGUCCACACUGCUGACCUUCUUACUAGUUCUAAUAGUUUUUUUUUUAGUUGGUUUUCUUGGAUUUUUAUUGACUUUUUUAAAAGUAAUCUCUAUGCCCAGUGUGGGACUCAAACUCACAACCCUGAGAUCAAGAGUUGCAUGCUCUACCGACCUAGCCAGCCAGGUGCCCCUAAUGGAUUAUUUAUGCAGAUGAUCAUGUAGACAGCUUCUCUCAUAAUAAAAUAGCACUCUACUUCAGUAGGUAAAGUUAGUCCCAGAAAAACAAUAGAUCCUUAGAUGUUUUAAUGGAUAAACACUGCAACUUCUUUCAUAUAUUCUUUGGUAUAUUCUUGCCAGUCCUUCAAAUAGAUGUCUUGAAGAUUACCAUCCCUGACAAGUACCACAAAGUCUUACCUCAGAUACCUGAGUGUUACAAGGCCCUCAAGACCAUUUUUGGAAUAAGCCUCAUUCUAUACUUCUGUAUAAAACAAAUCCUGUAAUUGUGGUGAGCUAAGGAAUAGAAGUCUGUAUCAAUUCUGAUAAUAGUUAAUCCUGAUUAUAGUUAUAUCAAUCCUACUAAUUGUUACUCAAAUAGUUAUUUAAAUUAUUUAAAUUCUUCGUAUUGGAUAUUUUUGGCUAUUUGAUUUUGAGAGAGUUGUGUUAAAACUCCAUUUAUAAGUAUGGAUGUGUUAAUUACAUUUCUAUCAAGCCAUUUAUGUGCACUGCAUUUCAUCACCCUAUAAUUGGACUUCUGUCAUCUCUGUUUUCCACCUGCUGACCUCUGGUGUAUUACCCCUCCUCCCCUACAUUUCCACCCCUUGUUUCUUGAAUUGGUUUGGAAGUCGCAUACCUUCUAUUUCUGUUACUGUUCAUCACAGAAUUAAACCAAUAUCUGUAUCUUUUACCUACCCUCGCUGAACAAUAUUUAAAGAGGCAACGUGGGGCACCUGGGUGGCUCAGUUGGUUAAGCAGCCGAUUCUUGAUCUCGGCUCAGCUCUUGAUCUCAGGGUUGUGAGUUCAAGCCCCACAUGGGACUCCAUGCUGGGCGUAGAGCCUACUUAAAUACAUAAAUAAAUAAAAUAAAAUAAAUAAAUAAAUAAAUAAAUAAAUAAAUAAAUAAAUAAAUAAAUAGGCAACACGUAUUUGGUUUAAUAUCCUUUACUAAUUGCUUGGUUUACCACCGCUGCUUCUGUCCCACCUCUUUCUCUUAGAUUCAUGCAUUUAUUUAUUUUAUUUUCAUAGACUGCAUCCUCCAGUAUUUCCUUCAGUUAGCAUUCAUGAAUGAUGAACUUUCUGAAUGCUUGCUUGUCUGAAAAUAUUCUUAUUUUCCUUUAUAUAUAUGAAAUAUAUUUCUGAUAGCAAACAUGCGGGUUUUUUUCCCCAAAUCAGCCAAUUUUCUAACUCUCUGAACACCAACUGGGUGUCCUACAAAUUAGUUUAGUUCUUUUUUUUUUUAAGUAGGCUCUAUGCCCAGCAUGGAGCCCAGCUUGGGGCUUGAACUCACGAUCCUGAGAUCAAGACCUGAGCUGAGACCAAGAGUUGGACGCUUAACUGACUGAGCCACCCAGGUGUCCCAAAAUCAAUUUAGUUCUGGCACUGCCAGAGUUAGGGUCGGACCCCACAGCUUAAGGGGUCUGCCCCACUUCAGAUGCUGAACGCCAAGUCCCAGGCCUCCUGCACUUCUGACUACCCAGCUAAGAGUUCCCAUGACCCCUUCCUCAGGUUUGAUAACUUAGGAAUGGCUUGCAGAACUCAGGAAAACACUUUACUUACUAUUAGCAGCUUAUUAUAGGGAUACGACUCAGGAGCAGCCAAAUGGAAGAAGUGCAUAGGGUAAGGUGUGAGGGAAAGGGCAAGGAGUGUACAUGCCCUCUCCAGCUCAUCACCUUCCCAGCACCUUGAUGUGUUCACCAGCCUGGAAGCUCUCUGAACUCCCCAGCCCAUUAGUGGUUUUUUUUGUGGCGGGGGGGUGGUUUAAGAUUUUACUUAUUUAUUUGACAGAGAGAGAGGGACAGCAAGAGAGGGAACACAAGCAGGGGGAGUGGGAGAGCUAAGCAGGGAGCCCGAUGCCGGGCUUGAUCCCAGGACCCUGGGAUCAUGACCUGACCUGAAGGCAGAUGCUUAAGGAUGGAGCCACCCAGGCACCCCACCCAUUAGUGUUUUUAAUGGAGGGUCAUUAUGUAGGCAUAAUUGAUUGAAUCAUUGACCACUGGUCAUCAACUCAAUCUCCAGCCCCUCUCCACUCCAGGGGAUGGGGGUGAAAGUUCUAGUCACAUGGUUGGUUCCUCUGGCAACCAGCCCCUCCCUAUUCCUGAAGCUCUUUAGGACCCCCAGCCACCAGUCUCCAUUAGCAUACAAAAUGACACUCUUAUUACCCCCAGAGAUUCAAAGGGUUUUAGAAGCUUCCUGUGUUGGGAACCAGGGAGAAAGAUGAAAUGUUAUAACAAAAGAUGUUCCCACCAUCCCUAUCACUGAAGAAAUAACAAAGGUUUUAGGAAUUCUAUGCCAGAAACUGGGGAAGAAGCCCAAAUAAAUAUUUCUUUAUUAUAUCACAAUAUUACAUUUUAUGUCUGUGUAAUAGUUUAGCUCUUUAGAGUUUUAGAUUCAAAAUGAUUUUCCUUUAGAACUUUGUAGGUCAUCCUCCAGUGCCCUUACUUGAUCUUACUGUGGACUAAGUACUGUUGGUAAAAGCAGGUUCAGGAACCAGAAUUUGUUCACUUCUUUGUUCCAGCCAAUUUACACAAGUCUCAUUUCCUUUUCACAACGUUCCUAUUUUCAGAAGAAGCUAAGAGGUGAAAAAAGUUCAUUCACUUAGUAAAUAUUUUUGGAGUGCCUACUAAAAGAGCUCAGUCUACUCAGAAGAAUGACACCGAGAAAGCUGAUGUCAACACUGUAGGAAGCACUGUUACCGGGCUCCACAGGUUCUUGCUUUUCCAAACAGAGAGGGCAGUGCAUGAAGCCAGGGGUCGUCAGCCAUGCUCCAGACAGUGUGGUCCCAGGAGCCAGUGACCUUUGAGGAUGUGGCCGUGUACUUCACCCAGAAUCAGUGGGCCAGCCUGGACCCCAUGCAGAGGGCCCUGUACCUAGAGGUGAUGCUGGAGAAUUAUGCAAACAUAACUUCCUUGGCAGCAUUGCCAUUCCCCAAACCAGAUCUGAUACUCCAGCUGGAGCAAGGGGAAGCACCAUGGGACCUGGAUCCCUGGACACCCCUUGAGGGAGAGGCCCUGGAAGGUGUCCACACAGGUGGUAAAAACAAGACUGAGAGUGAGGAGCAAAGCCCAAGACUAAACAUUUCUAAAGACUCAGCGGCCCAUAGACUGAUGGCGGAGGGGCUGCUCACAGAAGCUCCCCAGCACCCUCACCUUAAGGACAACUUAGGCAGGCCACAGCCGUGUGACGCAGGGGAGAAACCAAACCAAGGAGGUUUCACGGACUUGCUGGUCCAGGACUACAGAUCCCCCGUCAUCAAAAGGGAGGAGGCAGGCAGGAAGCCGGAAGGAAGCACCGGUGUCAGCACCCACCUCCUGUCAAAGCAGGGCCUCCCUGGAGGACCGGCGUUUUACAAAUGUGGUGAGUGUGGCCGAUAUUUCAGCCAACAUUCAGACCUUCUGCAGCAUCAGAGGAUUCACACUGAUGACAAGCCCUACAAGUGCAGAGAGUGCGGGAAAGCCUUCAGGUAUAACUCAAAACUCUCCCGACACCAGAAAACCCACACCGGGGAGAAGCCUUACUCGUGUCAGGAGUGUGGACAAGCCUUCGGUCAAAAUUCCCACCUCCUUCAGCACCAGAAACUCCACAGUGGAGAGAAGCCCUUCGGAUGUCAGGACUGUGGGAAAACCUUCAGCUACAACUCAAAACUCAUCCGGCAUCAGCGAAUCCACACCGGGGAGAAACCCUUUCAGUGUAAGGACUGUGGAAAGGCUUUCCGGUGUAGCUAUGACCGAAUCGUUCAUGAGCGCACCCACACAGGGGAGAAGCCCUACGAGUGUCAGGAGUGCAGGAAAAGUUUCAGUUCAAAUUCAGUCCUCAUCCAGCACCAGCGCAUCCACAGCGGGGAGAAGCCCUACACGUGUCAGGAGUGCGGGAAGGCCUUCCGCCGGAGCUCCGUGUUUCUCCAGCACCAGAGGCUCCACACUGGGGAGAAGCUCUACAAAUGCAAAGAGUGCUGGAAAACGUUCAGCUGUAGCUCCCGCUUUACAGUGCACCAGCGCAUCCACACCGGGGAGAAGCCCUAUGGCUGCCAGGAGUGCGGGAAGGCCUUCAAUCAGAAGGUCACCCUGGUCCAGCAUCAGCGGCUCCACACCGGGGAGAGGCCUUACGAGUGCAAGGUGUGCGGGAAAGCCUUCAAGUGGAGCGCAAGUUUCAUUCAGCACCAGAAGUUGCAUGCUCCCAAGAAGGCCACCCAAGUGACAGGGCCAGCCGCGGUUGGGCCCCGCUGCCCCGCUUCCGGCCGCCCCCCUCUGCCUGCCCAGCACGAGCGCUCUGCCCCCUCUGGGCCAGCGGCCGCCCCGUCUUCCCUGCACCCCACGCUCCUUCCUCCCUCCCUGCCUCUCUUUGUGCUGCUCCCCUCGUCUGAAAUGGCCAGUUCUUCCCCUGUUCAAAUAGUGCAUUGCUUUCAGGAUCUGACUUCCACUGGGAGCCUGAAUCCUUUGUCCCACUCCCCAUGAGCUCCCUCAUGUGCUCGGCCACCCACCCACCUAGAGUUACCAGUUUCCCCGGGCUCCUGACCAUGACUGUGUUUGUCUUCUGGGCCCAUGGAGUCAUUAUUGUUUUCCCAACUCCAUUUAUGUUCUCACGCGUAAGAACCAUGUUUGACUCCUCUCUUCCAUCCCCUGGGUGGGAAAUGGUAGGAGUUGUCCUUUAUGGUGUCCAGUUUGGGCCUGUAUCCAUCAGUCUGCACCUGCCUUCUCUACUAGACUUGGUAGAGUUUACAGAACACUUUGGGGCUUAGGGGUAUGGCAUUCCAAUGACAUGGCCUGUUGUGAUUCAAGAAAUAUGGGAGGAGGUAAGCAGAGAAAGUAUCCAGUGAUGGCUUUCAGGAAUUAAGGAGGGCCAUUUGGUGGGGCAGUAGCAAGGCUCACCAUGUGGAAUCGGAGCCCAGGACUUCUUAUUACCUCGAUAAUGACCAUGAUGAGGAUCCUGUGUAACUAAGCAAGAGACCAAGGAAAUAACCAGUAAAAAGAAUAUGAAGUGAUGAGUCAGCAUUGAUAGCAAGAAUGUAAAAUCAUGUCUCUAAACUUGGUUGGAAGGGGAUGUGGCUUUUCUGUUUGGGUUCCUUUUCUAUUCCUGUCCACAUCCUUGUUUAAUUUCAGUGCCCACUCAAACACGUAGGUACGAAAGUGACUUGGGCCCAUGCAGUAGAGGGCAGGUGCCUGGGUGUAACCAUCUCUCAAUACACAUGGAGUGAACCUGUUGGCAACACACUGUUGGCGAGCCUCUGAGGGAGGGAGAGAAAUCUGACCCUGACUUGCUGUAGCUCUUGCCUCAGAGAGUUCAUAACUAAUCAAACACACACUCAGAUGUGUUCUCACACCUACUCCAUGUCCUCUCUGAUUAAAUCUGAAUUUUUGAGUCCUGGUACUUUUAAGUUAAUUUUAUAAUGAACUACUUUGAUAACACCAAGAAGUGUGUAUGGACACUAAUCUUUCUUUUAAGAUUUUAUUUAUUUAUUUAUUUAUUUAGAGUGUGCAUGAGCUGGGCAGGGUGGGGGGUGUGACAGGGCAGAGGGAGAGGAAAAGGGAGAAUCACAAAUUACAAGCAGACUCUGUGCGGAGCGCUAGUCAGAUGCAGGGCUCCAUCUGAUAACCCUGAGAUCAUUACGUGAGCCGACAUCAAGAGUCCCACACUCAACCGACUGUUGAGUGUGGCCCCCUGUUGGUGGGCACUAAUCUUACCAGAUGUUAUGGUGCCACUGGUUUGGCCAUACUUUCCAUCUAGUGGUAUGGGCCCUGAUCCUUCUCACAAUCACUGCUUCAGGACAGUGUAGCAACAUGGGAAGGUACUUUAAGUAGUUAAGCAGGAAUACAGCACUAAGGAAAAGAUAUGCACACUGUUAUGAUAACACCAUACAAUUAUGUCUGCAAGCAAGGGCAUAAAGAAAUAUUUUGGUUUUGGCUUUGGUUAGGCUUAUCGAGAUACACCUUAUAGCCUUUACCCUUUUAAAGUAGACGGUUUGGUGAGUUUUGACAAAUGAAUACAGUUAUGUAAUCAAGAUAAAAUUUCCAUCACCCUCAGCAUAGGGAGAAAUUUAAAUGCUUUGUGGGAUGUUGGAGAUUUUUCUUUAUUUUCUUCCUUGAUAAGGUUUGUAUAAUACAUAGAAUUCAGGAGAAGAAAAGGCAGAAACCAAACUUACCUUCCCAGCUAUAGUCAGAGCUUCCAGACUGCAAAAUGCAAAGAUCCCUCAUCUAGAAUCGCUGUUUAGAAAAGCAGUCAAAAUGUAGGAAAAUGACAAUGA
Molecule: messenger RNA, 10377 nt
Organism: Mirounga angustirostris (Northern elephant seal)
Lineage: Eukaryota; Metazoa; Chordata; Mammalia; Carnivora; Phocidae
Gene: ZNF619
Product: zinc finger protein 619
Exons: 5
Coding region: 6899-8590 (563 amino acids)
Biological process (GO): regulation of transcription by RNA polymerase II
Cellular component (GO): PcG protein complex; chromatin; transcription regulator complex
Molecular function (GO): DNA-binding transcription factor activity, RNA polymerase II-specific; RNA polymerase II cis-regulatory region sequence-specific DNA binding
Source: RefSeq, a predicted model, not a curated record